This is a messenger RNA of Pelobates fuscus (common spadefoot toad), 616 nucleotides long. RefSeq names its product tRNA methyltransferase activator subunit 11-2 (gene TRMT112). Gene Ontology annotation, molecular function: protein heterodimerization activity. The transcript has 4 exons. Bases 109 to 480 code for a protein of 123 amino acids. NCBI's taxonomy places the organism in Eukaryota, Metazoa, Chordata, Amphibia, Anura, Pelobatidae. Gene Ontology annotation, biological process: peptidyl-glutamine methylation; tRNA methylation; rRNA (guanine-N7)-methylation. The record is from RefSeq and is a predicted model, not a curated record.
AGCUAUAUUCUCGCGCGAGCUCGGAGGGUUGGCAGUGGUUGGCGGAAGUGUAGCUUUGCUCCCUGCAGCCUUUGGUGUUUGCGACACGUGGGUGCUGACCCCCUGAAAAUGAAGCUUUUAACCCAUAAUAUGCUGCGGAGCCACGUUAGUGGGGUUACCCGAGGCUUCCCGCUCGCCAUUCGCGCUAAUGAAGUAAAACUCAGCGAUGUGGAUUUCAGUCGCGAUUUUGUGGUUCGUAUGAUCCCAAAGCUAGAGUGGGAGGCACUUGUGGAGGCUGCAGAUAGUCUGGGGCAUGGGUCAGAUCUACCCAGAGAGCUACAGCCGGAUUAUGAAAACAAUGAAGAAUUCCUGAAGAAGGUUCAUCAUGUUCUCCUGGAGGUCGAGGUCAUCGAAGGUGCUUUAAAAUGCCCAGAAUCAGGCACAGAAUUCCCAAUCACCAGAGGGAUACCAAAUAUGCUAAUAAACGAGGAAGAGUCCUAGUGAAGCCGCCACCAUACCCUCCCCAUGUAGAUAGAACAUGUUAAAUAUAUAUUGUUUGCUUUGUUACGGUUUUUAUUUGUGGAAUCUCUACAGUCAGGUUAAUAAAGAAAUUAUUGACACACAAUUAAAUCUCCCU